Molecule: messenger RNA, 639 nt
Organism: Rotaria socialis
Lineage: Eukaryota; Metazoa; Rotifera; Eurotatoria; Philodinida; Philodinidae
Source: the annotation of a GenBank genome assembly
AUGUUCAGUAAAAAACCAUCUGUCACAGAACAGGCAAAAGCUCACAGUCGAGAAUUAAGAACGACUGAUCGAGACUUGAUACGUGAUCGACGUAAAAUUGAAGCUGAAGAGCAACGAUUAAUGAAUGAAAUUCGAAAGGCUGCAACAACUAAUAAUAAAAAAGCAGUAGAAAUUCUGGCGAAACAACUUGUUAAAGUUCGUAAUCAAAAAGACAAAUCACUUCAAGCAUCUGGUCAGAUUCAAAGUUUAGCCUCACAAAGUACAAUGAUGGCAUCAAAUGUUCGAAUGGCUGGCGCAAUGGAAACAACUGCAAAAACCAUGAGUAAAAUGAAUAAAGUUAUGAAUCCAGAGCAAAUGUCAAAAAUUUCGCAACAAUUUGUUCAAGAACAUACAAAAUUUGCUAUUACAGAUGAUAUGAUUGGUGAAUCACUUGAAGCAGCCCUUGGACAGGAAGGUGAUUCGGAAGAAGAAGAUGCCAUUGUUAACCAAGUACUUGAUGAAAUUGGCAUAUCACUUAAUGACAAAAUCGCUAAUGCGCCACAUGUACCAGCAGCAGCAUCUAGUGUUGCAGCUAGUCGAAAACAAGCGAACGAUGAAGAUGCUGAAAUCGAAAGAAUGUUAGCAAAUCUUAGGUCAUAA